UCCAUCAGACCAGUAAGUUGAUAUGAUUUUGUCUGGAUUAUCCGUCUCCUUACUGGUGUCUCUAUUGAUCCCGCUCGGGGCGAUCAAUUCAGGCAGCUACAACGAACCGUCCGGCUGCGGUAGCGGAUUCUACAUGUCGGCCUUGUACAGGCUCCAAGAGCUCUCGGUCCGGUCUAAGCUUGAGUGCGCCACCUACUGCCAAACGGAAUCGUCCUGCAAGUCCUUCAACCUGAUCGAAAAUGAAGACGGGAGCAAGUCCUGUCAACUGAACACCGGAUCUGCCGGACCAUCCGGGAAUGGAAUCAUUAGGGCAUCCGAUGUGAUCUCCGGAAAUUAUAGUUUCUUCGAAAAGUACACUGGACUGGCAGAAGAGACUUGCUCCAGUAUUGGUUCGUGUCCACAGGGUCACUACAACGCCAACACGGAUUCUGACGAAACCUGCGACUGGUGUGCCAAUGGUGUGAGGCAAGGUGCCUGUGUCGCCUGUCAGGCUGGGCAAUACCAAGACCAAUAUGGCUCGUCAGCGUGUCUCCCGUGCCCAAGCGGGAGCUACCAAAACGAAAGUGGGUCUGCAGAAUGCCUUCCAUGUCCACCUGGGCAAUUCCAAAGCGAAACUGGGUCUCAGACCUGCAUACCGUGCGCUGUAGGAGAGUACCAGAACCAGAACGGGUCAACGUCAUGUUUGCCUUGUCCGGUCGGGCAGUUCCAGAGUUCUUCUGGGCAGGCAACUUGUUCCCUCUGCCAAGCGGGCCACUACCAAGAUACCAUCGGUCAGACAACCUGUUCCUCUUGCCCUGCUGGUCAAUAUCAGAACUCAACCGGGCAGUCAACUUGUAUCCAGUGCCCUGUGGGGCACUACCAAAGCUCUGUAGGACAGGCGGCCUGCACAGCUUGUCCCAUUGGGCAAUACCAGAGUGCAACUGGAGCGGUAUCUUGUGUCAGUUGUUCAUCUGGGUCCACAACGGCGGCAACAGGGUCCACAAGUGCGUCUGACUGCAUUGGUGAGUAUGAAUAA
Lingula anatina is the source of this 1015-nucleotide messenger RNA. RefSeq lists its product as uncharacterized. Lineage: Eukaryota; Metazoa; Brachiopoda; Lingulata; Lingulida; Lingulidae. The record is from RefSeq and is a predicted model, not a curated record.